CCUCCUCUUCUUCAAUUUCAGAAGUCAAAAACUUUAAACGACCAGCCAUAGCCAACACUUGUACGCCAAGCAAAAAAAUGAGAGCUUUUUAACUCAAAACAAGAAUUACUUAUACGAAACCCACAAAAAAAACGGACCCAUGUCGAGAUCGUCCUUAAUCAAUCGCAUAACACCUUUUUUAAUUUCACGAAUUCGCCAUAACCACCGGCUUCUAAGCUCAUCUGCUUCCGCUAUUCCAGAACCUGCCUCUUCUUCUUCUUCUCCUUCUCCUUCUAUUGAUGAUGACAUUAAUUUGACUGACAAUUGUAUCCAGAGAAUGAAGGAACUGCAAGCCAGCAAAGGAUCAGUAGAGGACAAAAUGCUCCGAUUGGGUGUGGAAACCGGUGGAUGUUCUGGUUUUCAGUAUGUAUUCGACUUGGACAACAAAAUGAACCCCGACGACAGAGUUUUUGAGAGAGAGGGAGUCAAAUUGGUAGUUGAUAAUAUUUCAUAUGAUUUUGUGAAAGGGGCAACUAUUGACUAUGUCGAGGAGCUCAUUCGUUCUGCUUUUGUAGUGACUACAAAUCCAAGUGCAGUUGGCGGCUGCAGCUGUAAAAGUUCUUUCAUGGUGAAACAAUAGUUUAGCAUUCCAUUCCAUACUUCUUCCGGUACGGCUUAGAGGCAUAAUAGUGGCAGCUUUCUUAGAACAUCAAAAAAAGGACGCUUUCCAGAGCAGUUGUGUUUCACCUUCUUGUAGCGCAGGCACAGCAGUUGCUCCUCCAAGCGAAACAGAACCUUACAGAAGUCAUCAUCAUCAUUGAUUUUAAUGCUCAUUAAAUUUAUUUUUAACAUAAGAUUAUAUUCCCCAACUGCUUUUAUCUGAAUCUAAUUGUUGUGCCGAUAUCUUGUAUAACAAUAAAUAGUGUAAUCAGGGGAUUUUUGUAUUCUAUCAUUGAAGACCUCCUGUGAUCAUCUGUGAAUCCUAGUCUAUCAUACAUUGAUUUUAUAGUCAUAUUUGCAGAAGAGGUUUUACUUUUUACAGGCUGCAAAUUCUCGUCAA
Mercurialis annua (annual mercury) is the source of this 1039-nucleotide messenger RNA. RefSeq names its product iron-sulfur assembly protein IscA-like 2, mitochondrial. Gene Ontology annotation, molecular function: 4 iron, 4 sulfur cluster binding; 2 iron, 2 sulfur cluster binding; iron ion binding. Gene Ontology annotation, biological process: iron-sulfur cluster assembly. The coding region runs from base 140 to 619 and encodes 159 amino acids. NCBI's taxonomy places the organism in Eukaryota, Viridiplantae, Streptophyta, Magnoliopsida, Malpighiales, Euphorbiaceae. The record is from RefSeq and is a predicted model, not a curated record. The transcript has 4 exons. Gene Ontology annotation, cellular component: mitochondrion.